AUGGCUGAGGCUCCGAGCCAGAGCGUAGACACGCGCUCGACGACGGUUGAGGCGUCGUCGAACUCCUCGCUCACCUCCUCGACUAGCGUUCUCGAGAACUCAACGUUCGCUGCUAGUGGCGAGAAUGCACCCCGGCUCUCUCCUACGACUACUCCCUCAGACUCCGAAAGCAAGUCUACGGAUAGCAUAUCACUUUCAAGCUCUUAUGCUGCUGAUAUCAAAACAGUAACAACGACGAUGGUCCUGAUGUUUACCAGCGAUGUGGAUACUGUCUUUCCGACCUCGCCCUCUGAGAGUAUCCGGUUCGAAGCAAUCACAAUAGUAACAGAUCUUUCGUCAGCUGACGGAGAAUCCAUCACAGUUUCCGGGUCUGAUGAGGGGACUGCCGGACCGCCUGCAGAAGAAGACGAUACGUUAUUGUUGGCAAUAUCGACAUCUACCGUCUCGCAAGAUAUUUCCCGACUUCAACCGGUCCCGCCACCCCAAUCCUCUAGCUCGCAUUCGGAAAGCCUGUCCAAUGACAACACAUUCGAAAAUGGCAGUUAUACGGCAGUACGAGCUGAACCUGUAUUAUCUCAGGUGUACGAGACCACCCUGGGAGAUGGUACCUAUGUGACAGAAUCUGCACUCUAUGAGACCAGGGUCCCUAUCCCCACUGCGCAAAGCAAUGGCCAGGAUAACAUUGCGAGUGACGGCCGUGAGCGCCCAACAUUACCCGGUAUAUACGAACCUGUCACAAACCCUCCUGUUGGAUUUUUUAAGAAACCGGCAGCCGCUGCUGGCGUUUUCAUCGCAAUUAUGCUCGUGCUUGGGUCGCUUGUGUGGAUGUUCUUCAUUAUCCGUCGUCACCGUCAAGCUGUGGCCGCCGCCGCAAAUCAAAAGCGACCAAUCUUUGCAUAUGGCUCGACUG
Molecule: messenger RNA, 910 nt
Organism: Acaulospora colombiana
Lineage: Eukaryota; Fungi; Glomeromycota; Glomeromycetes; Diversisporales; Acaulosporaceae
Source: the annotation of a GenBank genome assembly